Zootoca vivipara (common lizard) is the source of this 2893-nucleotide messenger RNA. NCBI's taxonomy places the organism in Eukaryota, Metazoa, Chordata, Lepidosauria, Squamata, Lacertidae. The record is from RefSeq and is a predicted model, not a curated record.
AUGGCAUCCCACCCAUCCGCUUCAGGAAAAUCUAAGAGGGUCAUUAAGGGCGCUUCACAAAGGCUGCGUUCGCCAUCCUCGCAUGCUGCAGGUCGCGUGGAAGCCUUCAUCGCUAGCAUUGCGGGUGACCCACAGGCCCUGGCCCAGCUUGGAUCUGGGCUUGAUGCCUUAUUACAGAACCCGGCCACUCAUUCUGCCCCUUCGACCUCUGCUGGUUUACCCCUGGAGGCCGGGCAGGGGGCGGCAGCCACGGCUAUGCCUCCGGGCCUGCAAGGCCCAGACCCUCUUUCUGCCCCCUCUACCUCUGCAGGUGUAUCCCUGGACCCUGGGCAAGCUACGGUGGCGGCGUCGCAGCCUCUGUUCCCCAUGGCAACCAUUCGGGAACUGCCGGAGACCACGUCUGGGCCAGCUGACACGUCGGAUGACGAGUUCGUGGGGCCUUCUGGCGUGCUGAUGCCGAAUGCCUCUUCCACUCCUAUGGUGGCGCCGGCGCCCCCUCCCGUCAAACGACGAAGUGAGGGGAAGCAGCCUCGGCGCACCAGGAGGAGGAGGCAGGCCAAGGGCAGAACUCUUGCCGUCGCCUCGCGGUCCGAGGUGCUUUCAUCAGCAUCCGGCGAGGAGGCCCUCCCGGUGCCGGCUAGAGUGUCGAGUGGUGGAAAGCGUCGUCACAAAAGUCGUUCCAGGAGGCGGGCAAAGAGGCGCAGGGACGAUACCUCGACCUCGACCACCUCAGGGCUCGCGGACGUGCACAUAUGGAUGGUGGGACAUUCCAUAGUCCAUUGGGCAGGCCUUCGCGCUGGCCAGACGCCAUUGGGUCCUCGACUUGGCCUUCCAUCCAACAUCCAAGUGACCUGGAUGGGCAAGAGGGGCAUGCGCUGGGGGGAGCUUCUCCCUUUGCUGCGGCGCAAAGCCCUCUUGCUCGGGUGCCCGUCCGCCCUGGUGAUCCAGCUGGGGGAAAAUGACAUCCCCGCGGUUGACCCGUUAUCUCUUCGCCUGGCUAUCCUACGAGAUUUGUUGGAGAUAAGGACUUGGUUCCCUGAUACCGUCGUUUUUUGGUCCCAAAUGUUGCAGAGGAUGCAAUGGCGGGGUGACAUUCCUCCUCUGGCUGGGGAAAGAGCCAGAAAAAGGGUUAACAGCGCAGCAUCCAAACGGGUGUACGAAAUCGGGGGGAGUUUGAUUCGACAUCCCGAAAUUAAUGUUAGAGCCCCGCUUUUAUAUCGGGAUGAUGGGGUUCACUUGUCCCCUGAUGGGUAUGACAUUUGGCUGCGUGAUGUGUCUGAGGGUUUAAAAAGUUGGUUAGGUCUCUGAGUGUUGGCGGCAAGCCAGGGCUGGCUUGAUUGGCGGUUAGGCUUUUGGUUGGUUAAUCGGUUGGUAGAGGGGGUGGCAUACGGAUGCCUACCCUCACCUCCGUUUGCUCCAUAUAGAAGUAUUCCGUUAAAGGAAUCUCGGGGCUUACACUCUUGUCCUUACCAUCCCGCCAUUGGCGGGAAUGGUGGGCCCAAUUUUUAAGAGCAAGAGCCUUGAGGAACAUUCUUGGUGAAGGUGAGGAGGGAAUGACUGGGCGCAGCCACCUCCUCACUCCCAGGUAUGUUUACUUGACUUCCAUUCGGAAGUCGGAGCAGGAACUGUCCAAGCGGACAGUGGUGAGUCCUGUCCUAUGGUGACAGCUGAGGUGAGUCCUGCCACGUGGGGCAGAUGAGGUGAGUCCUGUCCUAAGGGGACAGCUGAUUGAGUCCUGUCCUAGAUGGACAGAUGGGGAUAGUCCUUCUUUAGGAAGGACGAGUGAAUAACCAAAAGCCUAAGCCAACACUCGGAUUAAAAUUGUGUAAUUAAUAAAGUUGUGGCCCUAAAUUAUUUGCCAAAAACCAAACCAUAAUUCUGUUGUCAGUUGUGAGUUAUUUAAGGUAAUUUUCUGGGAAGCCUCGACACACAAAGCGCUUUAUAUCAUACAAUAUAAAGCGGAUUGUGGUAGGGCUGUUAAGAAAUUUAGCUUAGGGUUUGGUUUGUGUAAGGCCACAGCUCAUGCUGAGUAAUGGGGGGCGUGCGUAUGCAAAUCCCUGGGAUCUGAUUGGUUGUUGGGGCCCCUCUUAAAGCUGCGUCCACCAUUUUCUAGUCACAUUUUUGCCUGGCGUUUGAACCCCUCCCACCCGCCCUUUCUUUCUUGCAGGUUAGCACGACAUUGCUAUUGCCUUCGGGGCCGCCUGUAUUCAGGGGUCAGUAGGAAUUUUUCCAAUUGGCUGAUUGGCUUUGCCUCUUGGUUUUCGCCUACUGCGCUAGCAAAUUGUCACAACUUGUUAGGUUGGCGGUUAGGCUUUUGGUUGGUUAAUCGGUUGGUAGAGGGGGUGGCACACGGAUGCCUACCCUCACCUCCGUUUGCUCCAUAUAGAAGUAUUCCGUUAAAGGAAUCUCGGGGCUUACACUCUUGUCCUUACCAUCCCGCCAUUGGCGGGAAUGGUGGGCCCAAUUUUUAAGAGCAAGAGCCUUGAGGAACAUUCUUGGUGAAGGUGAGGAGGGAAUGACUGGGCGCAGCCACCUCCUCACUCCCAGGUAUGUUUACUUGACUUCCAUUCGGAAGUCGGAGCAGGAACUGUCCAAGCGGACAGUGGUGAGUCCUGUCCUAUGGUGACAGCUGAGGUGAGUCCUGCCACGUGGGGCAGAUGAGGUGAGUCCUGUCCUAAGGGGACAGCUGAUUGAGUCCUGUCCUAGAUGGACAGAUGGGGAUAGUCCUUCUUUAGGAAGGACGAGUGAAUAACCAAAAGCCUAAGCCAACACUCGGAUUAAAAUUGUGUAAUUAAUAAAGUUGUGGCCCUAAAUUAUUUGCCAAAAACCAAACCAUAAUUCUGUUGUCAGUUGUGAGUUAUUUAAGGUAAUUUUCUGGGAAGCCUCGACACAC